AUGUCUUCUCUCGCUGACCAUGGUGUUUCUUCAGGAGUAGAGAAGCGGGGGCAUUCGAAGGACGGAUCGUUGGAUGAGAAACAUGAAGCGGAUGUGACCGUGCUCGAGUCUCAGUCGGACCUGAGUCAACAGGACGAGGCGUUGAGGCUGGUCGGAAGAGAGAGGCAGGCUGAGUUUAGUGACGAGUUCAACAAGAAGCUGAGGAGGAAGCUGGAUUGGUGGAUACCACCGCUGUGUGCAGCAGUUUACUUCACGCAAUUUCUGGACAAGACCUCUUUGAACUAUGCAAGCAUUAUGAACUUCCCUAUAAGCGGGCAGCAAUACAACCUCAUCUCGAUGGGGUUCUACUUAGGUUUCCUUGUCUGGGAGUUCCCCACGGUGUACAUCUCCCAAAAACUCCGACUGGCGAAAUAUCUCGGUGGUAACAUCAUACUGUGGGGCAUCGUGCUCAUGCUGCACGCCGCAGCGACUUCGUUCAGCUCGUUCUUUGCCCUGAGGUUCCUACUUGGAAUGUUUGAGUCUUGCGUUGCUCCGCUUCUCAUUCUUGUUAUAUCGAUGUUCUACAAGAAGGACGAACAGGCUUCCCGUAUUUCAUGGUUCUACGUGAUGAACGGCCUCACAGCAAUAUUCGGAGGCUUUGUAGCCUACGGCAUCUCCUUCUACGACGGAAAGCAUAUCGCGCCCUAUAAGAUCCUAUACCUCCUCCUGGGUGGACUAGCAAUCCUCGUGGGCGUCGCUAUCCUACUAUGGCUGCCCGAUUCUCCUGUUCAUGCGAAGCGCUUGAGCGAGGAAGAAAAGAUCGCCGUGCUUGAACGCGUUCGUGAUGAUCAGGGUGGGACGGAGAAUAAGAAGGUGAAGUUUGAGCAGAUUAAGGAGGCUGUGACGGAUCUCAGGACGUGGCUUAUCGUUCUGACGACGUUGUUGACGAGUAUACCGAAUGGAGCCCUGAGUAACUUCAGCAACAUCAUUGUCAAGAGCUUUGGCUACACCUCCAAACAAACACUAAUCUUGAGCACACCGGGUGGAGCAGUCGCUGCUAUAACUACCCUCGCGUGUGGCUAUUACUCUGACAAACGAGGAGAGCGCAUGUUGCCAAUCGUGUUUGCGCUUAUACCAACCAUCGUUGGGACUGCUAUGCUUAUCGGGCUCAACAAUUCGGGGAAGAAAGGCGUGCUGUUGUUCGCAACAUAUCUAAUUCAGACGUUUGGAAGUGCUCUGUCGACUGUCUACGCUUAUAAUGCGAGCAAUACCAGUGGAUACACCAAGAAGUUAACCAUCAAUGCCAUGACACUCUUCACUUUCAGCAUCGGUAAUAUCAUCGGUACCGAAAUCUUCCAGCCGAAGGAUGCCCCUGCCUACAUUCCCGGCAAAGUAGCCAUCAUGGUCCUCCUCACUGUACAGCUCUUCAUCUGCUUCCUACUUCGGUUUAUCAACCUUCGCCUCAACAAGAAGAAGCGCGCGGCUUUGGAAGCGGAGAAAGCGCGUAAUGGGUGGACGGACGCAGAUGUACAGAAGGAGCGCGAAAGACAUGCGUUCUUGGAUUUGACGGAUGGACAGAACCCAUACUUUGUGUACACUGCCUGA
This is a messenger RNA of Stereum hirsutum FP-91666 SS1, 1584 nucleotides long. RefSeq names its product MFS general substrate transporter. Lineage: Eukaryota; Fungi; Basidiomycota; Agaricomycetes; Russulales; Stereaceae. Gene Ontology annotation, molecular function: transmembrane transporter activity. The coding region runs from base 1 to 1584 and encodes 527 amino acids. The transcript has 18 exons. Gene Ontology annotation, cellular component: membrane. The record is from RefSeq and is a predicted model, not a curated record. Gene Ontology annotation, biological process: transmembrane transport.